UCUUGCGCAUGCUGUGUGUUUAAGGCUGUGUGUACUCAGAGGGGGGAGGUCUGAUACUGAAGAACUUCCGAGUUUUUAAACCUUCAGGUCUUUUGAGAGCGGUGAGAGUCCCGUCUUUGAACACUGCCCGAGGCGUUACUGAUGCUCGGACGCACCUGAAUAGCACGUCCGCACGAAGCCGCAGCAGCGAAUCCGGCGGCCAUGAGGCUCCUCAGCGCCCUGCUCUUCCUCCUCCUCCUCCUCCUCUGCGGGCCGCCGCGGGGGGCGGAGGCGAAGAAGGAGAGCGCCGACGAGACGCAGGCGGCCCGGCGCGGCCGGAACCGGGCUGUGCCGGGGUCCGGCGAGCUCACCAGCAAGGAGGGCCACCGGUGCGCGUGGGAGACGACGGGGGAGGGCGCGGUGUCGCUGCUGGUCAGCUGCAGCUACGGCGAGCUGGCCUACCAGUGCCGGUACGCGGGCCAGCCCGACCUGUGCCCCGCCUACGCCGCCCGCUCCAGCCAGUACUGGAAGCAGGUGGUGGGCAAGCUGAAGAAGAGGAGGAACGUCUGCGACGGCGAGAAGGUCCUGAAGACGCGCGUGUGCAAGAAGGCCCCCGCCGAGUCGCACAUGAGGCUGGCGGAGGAGGAGCGGGCGGAGGAGGCGACGCAGGCGCAGGCGAAGGAGGAGAAGAAGAAGAGGGGGAAAGGGGGAGGUGAGAAGAAGGCGGCAGGGAGCGAGGGAGCGGGGAAGGAGGAGGAGAAGCCGGCGGCAGCGGCGCUGGACGGCGUCGCGUUCGGGGAGGUGAACGACGGGAGCAUGGAGACUGAGCCGGCGGAGACCUACUGCGCGGAAGGGUGGCAGUCCUUCUGCUCCUUCUUCGUGAAGUUCGUCGACGGUUAACAGCACCGCUAACGAACACUGCCGUCCCCGAGCCGGGUUCGAAUCCACCUCCAGGUGUGAGUAAAUGUGGUUUGUAUAAAGAGGAAGUGAAGUCAACAGUGUAAUAAUUCCAGGAAGCGCAGAAAUACUGCUUGUAAUACUGUUAUGCCUUUCGGGCCAUUUCAUUACUAAACAAAAUGUAUUUUACUUUGAAAUGUGUCUGUUAACAACUGGUGGAAAGUAAGUACAUAUGUCAGAUUUAAUGGUGGUGCCUAACCCUAUUUGUAAUUUACUUAAUUUUUAAUGUUUUAAUGAAUGAAUAAAACAUAAAGUACAACAUUAAAAA
Messenger RNA from Anguilla anguilla (European eel), 1204 nucleotides. RefSeq names its product fibroblast growth factor binding protein 3 (gene fgfbp3). The transcript is spliced from 2 exons. Gene Ontology annotation, molecular function: growth factor binding. Lineage: Eukaryota; Metazoa; Chordata; Actinopteri; Anguilliformes; Anguillidae. Bases 202 to 879 code for a protein of 225 amino acids. Gene Ontology annotation, biological process: cell-cell signaling. The record is from RefSeq and is a predicted model, not a curated record.